Molecule: messenger RNA, 2659 nt
Organism: Tribolium castaneum (red flour beetle)
Lineage: Eukaryota; Metazoa; Arthropoda; Insecta; Coleoptera; Tenebrionidae
Product: homeobox protein araucan
Exons: 7
Coding region: 448-2127 (559 amino acids)
Biological process (GO): regulation of transcription by RNA polymerase II; cell development; neuron differentiation
Cellular component (GO): nucleus
Molecular function (GO): DNA-binding transcription factor activity, RNA polymerase II-specific; RNA polymerase II cis-regulatory region sequence-specific DNA binding
Source: RefSeq, a predicted model, not a curated record
CUGUCCUGCCAACACACACACACAUUGUUACACUGAACCUUCCUUCCACCUAUAGCCACACUUGCGCUCCGUACCUGAGUCAAACCGCACCAGAGGACGAAGCUUCGGGGGUGCUUCCAGUGACAUUCCGGUGACCAGUGCGUAAAGCUCCAGCCCAAUUAAAAAAAAAUACUCGAGUGCUCUAAGUGGUUUUUACGGUUUUCGGGAUAAUAAAUAAGCAAUUAAGCGCGAUGAUCGGUGCUAGGGCCUAAGAGUGCGGCCGGAGCAAAACAAACACCUGUAAGAGUGCGUCCGUCUAAUAAAAGUUUACCGGUGGAUAAAAUGCCCGUUUUGGAGGUUCACGCGUGUUAUCGACCACCAACAUCGUCCGUGCAUAAUUAAUUAAUUGUUCUUACGCAUAUAAAGUUAUUCAAAUCGAGUGGGCCGAUCAAAGUGUGGGCGGCCAAGAUGGAGGACGGCUGGGAGUCCCACGUAUCCCCUUUGGUGAUGGGCGUGGGGAUGGGCGACAUGCAGGGGAUGGGUGAGAUGCAAACCGCCGCCUCGUGUUCGGGACACGGACAGGAAAUGCCCCCCGAGAUGAACAUGCCGCACCAUCAGGAACUAGUCGCCUCGCAUCCCGAACUCAAUCCGGGCAUUCAUCAAGAGAUCGAGCAGGAACUGGGCAGGGAAAUGGGCAGGAACGACAUGCGGACUCAUCAGGAUGCGAUGGGGGGACACGACGACUACUUCGCGCACCAGCUGUUGGUGUCGGGGCAGCCGACGACGAACUCGGGGUCGUCGCCCGCGUCCGGGGGCGGCUCGCUGAGCCCCGGCGGGUCGGCGGGCGUCCCCGGGACGCUGUCACCUGGGGGCACGUCCUCGACGGGCCCGACGCAGUGCUGCGAGUCGGGGCGACCCCUCGUCACGGACCCCGUGACGGGCCAAAGCGUCUGCUCUUGUCAGUACGAUCCAGCGCGACUUGCGGCCCUGCAGUACCCCCGAAGUGUCGGUGUCUACGGCGCCCCCUACCCCUCCACGGACCAAAACCCCUAUCCCAGUAUAGGCGUCGAAAGUUCGGCCUUUUACUCUCCCCUGAGCAAUCCCUACGCUUUGAAGGAUGCUGGCGGGACAGCAGCAGACAUGUCUGCGUGGACCAGCGCCGGCCUCCAGCCCACGACGGGUUAUUACCCCUACGAUCCGGCCCUGGCAGCCUACGGGUACGGUGCCGGGUACGAUCUGGCGGCGAGGAGGAAGAACGCCACGAGAGAGUCGACGGCCACCCUCAAAGCCUGGCUCAACGAGCACAAGAAAAAUCCAUAUCCGACCAAAGGCGAGAAGAUCAUGCUUGCGAUUAUCACCAAGAUGACGCUGACGCAAGUCUCGACGUGGUUUGCGAACGCGCGACGAAGGCUCAAAAAGGAGAACAAAAUGACGUGGGAGCCCAAGAAUAAAACGGACGAUGACGACGACGCUUUAGUCUCCGACAGCGACGACAAGGAGAAAGAUGAAGAGGACAAACGGGACGACACAGACAUGCACGGCCGGAUAAAAUCGGAACGAAACGGCAAAGAUUUAGACGACGACGACAUGAACGACGACGACCGAAAGGACGAUUUGUUGGGCAACAACAUGCACCACAUCCUCGGCAACACCUUCGGCCUCAAGCCGGAGAUGAAGACGUCGGACUGCGGCGUGCCGCUGCCGCCCUCCAAGCCGAAGAUUUGGUCGCUGGCGGACACCGCCGCCUGCAAGACGCCGCCGCCCCCGCCGCCGCAGCAGCAGCAGUGGCUGGGGAGCAACGGCUUCGCCUUGCCGAGCUCGAGGUACGCGGGGAGCGGCUUCUUGCCUAGUCACUGUCAGCAGGGGUUUCCCGAAGUGCAGACGGACACGCCGCCCCAGACGCCGCCCAGCAUGAAGCUGCCCAGUGUGGCGGGGAAUCUGCCCUGCAUCGGCACGGCGGCGGCCACGGCGGCGAAUAGCGGAUACUCGCAGUCGGGGUUCUUGGGCGGCUUCGGCCGGCUGCAGUCGCCCCAUCGGCCGCCGCCGCCGCAAGCACAGAUGACCGCCCCCACGACGGACAGUGCUGCCUUCAAACCCUUCUACAAAAGCUCCCAAAGCAUGAACGGAGGGUUCGUGUCGCCGGUGUGAGCCGCUCCCAGCUGGACCCCAUCGACCCAUCCGCUAGAUGGAUGGUCGCCGGAGGGCCCCCGUCACCAGAACCAAUGGGCAAAGUGCAACAAAUACAAAUAGUGUGGGUGUGGAGCCCGUGUUAAGCGAUUGCAAUCUGUUGUAUAUUUGUGUAAAAGCAUUUAUUUAUAUCUGUGAUAAAGAACAAAAUGUCUACCAAGUGGCGUUGACGUUUUUCGGCAAUGGGACUUGUAGUUUCUUGAAAAUAGAAGCGAGCACUUACGUUUGUAACUUGUUGUGUAUCAUCACAAGUCAAGCUAGUUGUAUUUCAGGAUUCACCUAUUUUAUUGUUACGUUCUUUUAAAUAAUUAGAAAAUUGUUGUGUAUAUUAAAAGUACCAUAUCAUGGAUUUAUUAUUAAACUAACAUUUAUUUUGUUGGCUCCUAGCCGCAAAUUGUACAUUAUUUUAUCUGUUUGUAAAUAGAUCAGUGUGUAUAGAAGGAUAUUAUAAUUAUAAUUGUCUUGAUUAAAAUAUUAACAGAGACUAUCUUAA